AGCCGACGAACCGGCGGCAAAGAGGCUCCGGGGUUGGUGCGGCGAUGGGGGAGGUGGAUGGUUAGCGUGGAACUGCAUCCGUCGUCCGCUCGGUAUGACCCAGUCUGUAGUGGUGCAAGUUGGCCAGUGUGGCAACCAGAUUGGCUGCCGAUUUUGGAAUUUGGUUUUACGGGAACAUGCAAACGUCAACAAGAAAGGCAUCUAUGAUGAAGCUCUCAGUAAUUUUUUUAGAAAUGUAGACACAAGAUACACUGAUGGAGGUGGUAUAAAUCUUCCUAAAGGACUAAUUCGAACACUCAAAGCUCGGGCAGUACUCAUUGACAUGGAAGAAGGUGUCGUUAAUGAAUUACUUCAGGGUCCAUUGAGAGAUGUCUUUGACAAUAAACAGCUUAUAUCAGAUGUAUCUGGUUCAGGUAACAAUUGGGCGGUGGGGUACAAACAGUAUGGUAAUCAGUACCGGGACCAUAUUCUAGAUAUACUGCGAAAAACAGCUGAACACUGUGAUUCUUUGCAAUGUUUCUUUUUAAUUCACUCCAUGGGAGGAGGGACUGGUUCUGGUUUGGGUACCUAUGUGCUGAGCCUCUUAGAGGAUGAAUUCCCAGAAGUCUACAGAUUUGUUACUUCUGUCUACCCUUCUGCUGAAGAUGAUGUUAUCACCUCUCCUUAUAAUAGUGUUCUCGCCAUGAAGGAGUUGACUGAACAUGCAGAUUGUGUUUUACCUAUUGAAAAUCAGUCCUUGGUUGACAUAAUCAACAAAAUCAAUCAGGUGGCCAGUUCUGGUAAAAUGGCAGCCGCAGUGAAAGUGCGAAGUACACUGGCCUCUAGUCAGACUGAAGUCAAAAGACAGGAAAAGCCAUUUGAUGCAAUGAACAAUAUUGUUGCCAACUUGCUUCUGAAUUUGACCAGUUCUUCCAGAUUUGAAGGGUCCCUCAACAUGGACCUUAAUGAGAUCACCAUGAAUCUGGUUCCAUUUCCACGACUUCAUUACCUUGUUUCUAGUCUAACUCCUUUAUACACCUUGGCUGAUGUAAACAUCCCUACAAGAAGGUUGGAUCAGAUGUUCACUGAUGCUUUCAGUAAGGAUCACCAGUUGAUGCAUGCCGAUCCAAAACGUAACUUGUACCUUGCCUGUGCACUUAUGGUCCGGGGAAAUGUUCAGAUUUCUGAUCUUAGAAGAAAUAUUGAGAGAUUGAAACCUUCCCUUCAGUUUGUCUCAUGGAAUCGAGAAGGCUGGAAAACGAGCCUCUGCUCAAUACCUCCUGUGGGUCACACACAUUCCUUAUUGGCAUUGGCCAAUAAUACUUGUGUUAAAUCUACCUUCACAGAUCUCAAGGAUCGCUUUGUAAAACUUUACAAGAGAAAGGCUCAUAUUCACCACUACCUUCAUGUGGAUGGAAUGGAACAAAGCUGUUUUACAGAAGCAACCAAUUCUUUGCAAUCUCUAAUAGAAGAGUACAACCAACUGGAUGCUACAAAAGGACAAAUAUUGAACAAUGUUCCUCGUCUUUCCAUUGCAAUGUAAAAUACAGGAUAAUGAAAUGCAAGAACUGUUAAUCCAACGUUAGACUUCCUGUAGUAAUUUAGUGUUGUAUAAUACGGAAAUAAUUGGGUACAUAGAUACAAACCUUGAAGGUUUAUUUAAAGUAACAUAUUGCUCAAGACAAAAAUAUGUCUGUCAAAAUUUUAAAUCUUGUGCAGUUUUUCUGAAUUAUUGCAUUAUUUAUUUCAAAGCACUUUUUUUCCAAUGAUGAAUUGAUAGGUUACCCCAAACAUAGUGCUCAUCUGAUGGUUAGCACAAGGAGCUUGGGAAGCUACUGUUAUCCAGCAGAAUCGUAUGGGUUCAGUCUAUGCAUGUUAGGAAAGACAAACCUGAAUCCCCUCUCCUCUCGGGUACUAUUGUGUGGGGAAAAAUUGUGGAAAUUAUGCUUGUUUAUGUCGUACCAAAAUACGGCUAGCAAUAGCUGUUGGUGUCUUGCACAAAUGAGUAGUUACAUGGCUUCCAUUCUGUUAAUACUUUGGUUAAAUGUGAAAAUGAACUACUUUUAUAAUAUAGCAGAGAACAAUUAAGGUCCAUGUAUAGCACACCAGUAUUGAUAAUCUUACGGAAGGAGAAAAACUGGCAAUUGAUUCUACCGUUGGGUUACAAUGUGUAAGAAUCUAUUUCUAGCAUUAUCAGUUCCAUAUUCGUACAGGCUUGUGAUUUUAUUGCUGCGCACUACAGGAAAUCAAACUAACACUUCACAGUAGGUUGAACUGCUUAGAUUCCUCAGUGCUGUGAAAUCAGUAUAUUAGAGCAAAGAUAUUUGUUUGCAAAUAAACACCUUUCUGGAUUUCAUUAA
Pristis pectinata (smalltooth sawfish) is the source of this 2339-nucleotide messenger RNA. It is a transcript of the gene tube1, whose product is annotated as tubulin, epsilon 1. NCBI's taxonomy places the organism in Eukaryota, Metazoa, Chordata, Chondrichthyes, Rhinopristiformes, Pristidae. The transcript is spliced from 12 exons. The coding region runs from base 95 to 1522 and encodes 475 amino acids. Gene Ontology annotation, biological process: microtubule cytoskeleton organization; mitotic cell cycle. Gene Ontology annotation, cellular component: cytoplasm; microtubule. Gene Ontology annotation, molecular function: GTP binding; structural constituent of cytoskeleton. The record is from RefSeq and is a predicted model, not a curated record.